GAGGAAUCGAUCAAUUUUCCAUGGGUGGGACCCUGUUGUGCGGUCCAGACUAGUCAUGGCCAUGAUUGUGCCACCGAUGCGUCACAUAGGUGGAGGAAAGGUCGCAGUGGCAGAAUUAGACCAUGAUGCCUCGUGAUUUGACGGAGCUGUUGAGAUGUGGUCAGAACAACGCCCUAAAGUUGUUUCAUGCCGCCUAUCGUAAGCCUUUUGAUCGUGGUUCGUUUACCCCUGCUUUGGCCAAUACCAUGUCCAGUCGGUAUAAAAGCAGAACUUAGACCGCCUCCGACAGACCAUAAAAACCUCUCAUCAGCCACCAAUCUCUCAUCCACUUACCCUUACCAGUUCACUUCCUCACACGAUAUCAUGAUCAUGACACCUGGCGGAAUACUUCAAGGCCUUCAACUCACCAGCGUAGAGGGUACUAUCGUUGAUCUUUUGGCAAAUCCCCUCGUAGACCAGGAAACUCUCGGACCCAACAGAGCUUGUUGCCUGGCUUGCGGUGCUCGUAUCGAGUUCUAUGACGACAAUUACGCCUAUGGUACUUUCCAUGCACAUACCACGAGAUGCGAGAAGGCGAAAGCAGCUUUGAGACAGAACGGGAGGUCUUUUCCUUACGCGAACGAGAUGCAGAAGCUUUGGCCAAGAGACAUUCUUCUCGAUCAAGAGGAGAAGAAGUACCAAAGGGGUCUUUACUCGAAGUCGAUCAUGGAGGUCAAACGCCGGAAGGCCGUCUACAAAGAACAUAUGAAAUCUCAGAAGUCCAGCUCAUCAGCCCCGGAUUUCCCUGCAUCGACUUUAGAACGGUUCCCGCCUCACGAUCGUUUGUUGGAUCCCUCCUUCACAGUAAGGGAACCUCAGAGUACCGGUAGAAGUACAGCUUCGAUGAUCGGGACUCUCAGGUUACCUCCGAUAGCUCCCACCAACAACAGAAUGCCUCACCCCUCAUGAUGACGACGCACGGUGCGAAAGGACGUAUUCCUCCCAACGGUCAUCGCCAGUUCCCUCGCCACUAGUUAUCGUAGCAACACAUCAUUAUCUCGAAAGCCUUCUUUAUUAUGACGUCGAAUCUGGGAGGUUGCUGACAAUGUCUCGAGAUUUUAUUCUUCUGUUACCCACAUCUUCUCCUGUAUGUACGAACCUCGGAUAUAAGUUAGCCUCGCCAACCUCACUCGUUUAACUCUUGCUAUUUCCCCAUUCACAUACCUUAAGCAAGCUCUAGAGUUUUACUUAUCUUUAAAUGUUUACCGGCUUGGAAGUAGAGUUCUUCUCUUCUUGUAGCAGACAUGUCAUGAAUUGUCCAAUACGGUAUUCGUUGACGACG
Marasmius oreades (fairy-ring Marasmius) is the source of this 1321-nucleotide messenger RNA. RefSeq lists its product as uncharacterized. The transcript is spliced from 4 exons. The coding region runs from base 187 to 948 and encodes 253 amino acids. The record is from RefSeq and is a predicted model, not a curated record. Lineage: Eukaryota; Fungi; Basidiomycota; Agaricomycetes; Agaricales; Marasmiaceae.